Fonsecaea multimorphosa CBS 102226 is the source of this 366-nucleotide messenger RNA. RefSeq lists its product as uncharacterized. NCBI's taxonomy places the organism in Eukaryota, Fungi, Ascomycota, Eurotiomycetes, Chaetothyriales, Herpotrichiellaceae. The record is from RefSeq and is a predicted model, not a curated record. Bases 1 to 366 code for a protein of 121 amino acids. The transcript has a single exon.
AUGACCAGCACCUCGCACAGCACCACUCCAACCAAUGAGACCCCAGCCAGGCCGAAAACCGUCGAUGGCCAGGAGGCCUUCAGAAACGGGCCUCACGUCCAGAGUGACACUCCACAAGCGUUGGCCGAGGUAGGCUUUGUUCCUCUGCUAGACAAUCAAGGCGUUGAGAUCCUUCUUGCCCCCUUUCACCCACCCUUUCAAAAGCCGCUGCUGAUUCUGAUUUUGGGUAACCACCAGUACAGCGAAUACCUCGGUCGGUGCAUUGCCGUAGCUGACAGCGAGGCCGCCACUGCGGAGCAGCAGCAGCAGCAGGAGCAGCAGACAGGGAAGAAGCGGAAAUGGGCAUGUGCUCACAAAAAGUCAUGA